Messenger RNA from Pteropus alecto (black flying fox), 2271 nucleotides. RefSeq names its product keratin 6A (gene KRT6A). Bases 212 to 1927 code for a protein of 571 amino acids. Gene Ontology annotation, biological process: intermediate filament organization; keratinization. Gene Ontology annotation, molecular function: structural constituent of skin epidermis. Gene Ontology annotation, cellular component: keratin filament. NCBI's taxonomy places the organism in Eukaryota, Metazoa, Chordata, Mammalia, Chiroptera, Pteropodidae. The transcript is spliced from 9 exons. The record is from RefSeq and is a predicted model, not a curated record.
AUAUUUCAUAACUUUUCUAACAAUCCAGAUGUGAUCUCACUAUUUGUAAAGCCCAGCCCUUCCCAAUCUGCAAGCUCACCUUCCAGGACUGGGCCCAGCCCAUUUUCACUAUAUAUAAACUGCUACGGGAAGCUCAUCUCACACAUCUGCUCCUCUCAGCUCUGCCCUCCAGCCUCUCACGCCUUCUCCAGCCUUCGCAUCUUCAGGAACCAUGUCUAGCACAACUAUGAGGAGCCAAAGCAGCAGCCGCCGUGGCUUCAGUGCCAGCUCAGCCAGAGUCCCUGGGGUCUGCCGCUCUGGCUUCAGCAGUGUCUCCGUGUCCCGCUCUAGGGGCAGUGGUGGCCUUGGUGGAGUGUGUGGAGGAGCUGGCUUUGGCAGCCGGAGCCUCUAUGGCCUGGGGGGCUCUAAGAGGAUCUCCAUCGGAGGGGGCAGCUGUGCCAUCGGUGGAGGAUACGGCGGCAGAGUUGGAGGGGGCUUUGGUUUCGGAGCUGGAGCCGGGAGUGGAUUUGGAUUCGGCGGUGCAGCUGGUAGUGGCUUUGGGCUCGGUGGUGGAGCUGGCUUUGCUGGUGGCUAUGGGGGCUCUGGCUUCCCCGUGUGCCCCCCUGGAGGCAUCCAAGAGGUCACCAUCAACCAGAAUCUCCUCACUCCUCUGAACCUGCAAAUCGACCCCACCAUCCAGCGGGUGCGGACUGAGGAGCGGGAGCAGAUCAAGACCCUCAACAACAAGUUCGCCUCCUUCAUCGACAAGGUGCGGUUCCUGGAGCAGCAGAACAAGGUCCUGGACACCAAGUGGACCCUGCUGCAGGAGCAGGGCACCAAGACCGUGAGGCAGAACCUGGAGCCUUUGUUCGAGCAGUACAUCAGCAACCUCAGGAGACAGCUGGACAGUAUCCUCGGGGAGAGAGGACGCCUGGACUCGGAGCUCAGGGGCAUGCAGGACAUGGUGGAGGACUUCAAGAACAAAUAUGAAGAUGAAAUCAACAAGCGCACCAAAGCAGAAAAUGAAUUUGUGACUCUGAAGAAGGAUGUGGAUGCUGCCUACAUGAAUAAGGUUGAACUACAAGCCAAGGUCGAUGCUCUCAUGGAUGAGAUCAACUUCACGAGAGCCUUCUAUGAGGCAGAGCUGGCUCAGAUGCAAACCCACAUCUCAGACACUUCCGUGGUCCUCUCCAUGGACAACAACCGUAACCUGGACCUGGACAGCAUCAUCGCCGAGGUCAAAGCUCAAUAUGAAGAGAUCGCUCAGAGGAGCCGGGCUGAGGCCGAGUCCUGGUACCAGACCAAGUAUGAGGAGCUGCAGCUCACAGCUGGAAGACAUGGGGACGACCUGCGCAACACCAAGCAGGAGAUUGCUGAGAUCAACCGCAUGAUCCAGAGGCUGAGAUCUGAGAUCGACCAUGUCAAGAAACAGUGCGCCAGCCUGCAGGCCGCCAUUGCUGACGCUGAGCAACGUGGGGAGCUGGCCCUCAAGGACGCCAAGAACAAGCUGGCCGGCCUGGAGGACGCCCUGCAGAAGGCCAAGCAGGACAUGGCUAGGCUGCUGAAGGAGUACCAGGAGCUCAUGAAUGUCAAGCUGGCCCUGGACGUGGAGAUCGCCACCUACAGGAAGCUGCUGGAGGGCGAGGAGUGCCGGCUGAGUGGGGAAGGCGUUGGACAAGUCAACAUCUCCGUGGUGCAGUCCACCAUCUCUGGUGGUUAUGGCAGUGCCAGUGGUGUCGGCAGCGGCUUAGCUUUGGGCGGAGGCAGCAGCUUAGGCCUGGGCGGAGGCAGCGGCUAUGCCUAUGGCAGCAGUCACAGCCUUGGAGGUGGCUUCAGUUCUGGCAGUGGCAGAGGCGUGGGAAGUGGCCUCAGCUCUGCUGGGGGCAGCAGCUCCACCAUCAAAUACACCACCACCUCAUCCUCCAGCAGGAAGAGCUACAAGCACUGAAGUCAUCCUACUGGCACUCGGUUCCACAUUGUCUCAGGCCCCCUGUCCAACUGCAUGGCCUUCUCUUCAGGUUGCUUCUUUUUUCCUGCUUCCUACUUCUCUUAGUCCUUGAGGUAGAACUGAAGUUGCUGAAUGCCCUCAUUUCUCCUCUCUGCCCUUACCUGCUCCACCUGAGCUUCCAUUGCUCACCAUCAGAAGGUCACUGCAUGUGUCCUACUCCAGAACAGGGCAACUUCCCCUUGCUGUCCGCUGGCCCAGGAAUAUCCCACCUUCCAAGUGUGGGUUCCUCCUUGCAGUGGUCAUGAAAACACAAGUGACUAGUUCUAUAAUGUACAGAGUCUGUA